This is a messenger RNA of Chrysoperla carnea, 1828 nucleotides long. RefSeq lists its product as uncharacterized. The transcript has 3 exons. Lineage: Eukaryota; Metazoa; Arthropoda; Insecta; Neuroptera; Chrysopidae. The coding region runs from base 3 to 1814 and encodes 603 amino acids. The record is from RefSeq and is a predicted model, not a curated record.
CAAUGGUACCACUCAAAAUAUUUACAAUAAUCACAUUACAAAUAAUUGUUGUAAGCACAAUUUCACCAUUGGAAACAAAUUAUGGGUUAUUGGGUGAAUUAGAUCCACUUAAAGACACAUUUGGACAAGAAACGCCAUCACAUGCACUAUUUAUUCGUGAUGAUUUUUUAAAAAAUAUUAAAAAAAGGCAAACUAAUGGUCAUAAAAAAGAUGAAAGUGCUGAUGUCAUGGUACAAAAUAUAUUAAAAUGGUUACAAAAUAUUUAUGGCCAAAAUAAUCGGAGAGUACGUCAAGGAGCAAGAGAAUAUUUACCUCCGUUAAAUACAGAAAAGCCACGACCGUUUGGUGGGCCAUAUGAACCAUCUGGUGCAGUCAGACCUACACCAAGUUUUCCAAGUGGUCCCAGUGGAAGUAGUCCUAGUCCCAACUAUGGUGCUCCUAGUCCAGCUCCUACGCAAGGAACAUAUGCCAGCUCUUCAACUGGUCCAUUACAAGUAGAUUUAGGUGGAAGUAUACAGCCAGGUGGAACUGCUGAAACUGGAGCGAAUAGCAACAAUAACGAUUUAUAUUCAACAGCUGGCUCACCAUCUGGUGGCGAUAGUAAUUAUAUUCAACCAACUUACACUCCGGAAGGUACUCAAGUCUCACCCACUCAACUACCACCAGACGAUGACAUAAAUCAUCCACCACAUAUCCAUGCAAUUGAUGUUGAAUGUUCCAAAGAACAAAUGACCGUUAACAUUGAAUUUAAUAGACCUUAUGAUGGAAUUAUUUACUCAAAAGGAUAUUUCUCAGACCCUGCAUGUCGUUAUGUCACUGAAAACAGUGGUCAAACAAAGUUUACGUUUACGUUAACAAUCAAUCAAUGUGGUACUGAAUUCAUUAGUGCUUUCGAAACCGAAGGACAAAGUUAUCUAGAAAAUGUAUUGGUCUUACAAAAUGAAGCUGGUAUUCAAGAAGUUUGGGAUAGUAUUAAAACUGUCCGUUGUUUGUGGGAGGGUAAUGUAAAUCAAGCAUUAAGCGUUGCAUUAAGUGUUGGUAUGCUUUCACAAGAAGUGGUUACAUUCAGUGGCGAUACAGCAAUGGCACGAUUAGAUAUUCAAGUUGGUCGUGGUCCAUUUGCUCCUGCCGCUAAUGGACUUGUAAAAAUUGGUGAAACAAUGACUUUAGUUGUUUCUGUAACAGGUGAUCCAGAUUUUGAUAUCCAAGUAAAAGAUUGUAUUGCUAAAGAUGAAUCAGGGCAAAAUCAAAUUUCAUUAACGGAUAGUAAUGGUUGUAUAUUAAAACCAAAACUGUUUGGUGCCUUCCAAAAAACUCGUGAUACACAAAACACUGGAGCAUCAAUUAUUGCAUACGCAUUCUUCAAUGCAUUUAAAUUUCCUGAUGUGAUGGAUUUAACUUUAGAAUGUAACAUUGAAUUAUGUAAAACUGAUUGUCAAGUAUGUCCGAAUCCAGAUCAAAAACUUGAACCUGGUAAAAAACGAAGACGUCGUAGUGUAAACCCAACAAACAUUGCUUCACAACAUUCACUUUUGAAAUAUCAUCGCGUAAAGCGUAGUGAAAACUCUACUGAUGAAAUAAUUGCAGAACCAGUUAAACUAAAACAUAAGUUCCAAGUAAUUGCUCCCGAAGAAAUAUUGAGUGAUCGUUUUGAAGAAGUUUUGAAAGAAGAAUCACAAAAGUAUGAUAGUAUUUGUAUGUCUACGCACGGAUUUUUAUUCUCAUUUGUGUCAUUAGUUGCAUUAUUAAUAUUGAGUGCUGUAUUUUCAGCGACCAUUUGGCUAAGGUAUCAACGACUUAAAAUGAAAUACUAAAUAUAAAUUGUUUG